Zingiber officinale is the source of this 1241-nucleotide messenger RNA. RefSeq names its product GDSL esterase/lipase EXL3-like. The record is from RefSeq and is a predicted model, not a curated record. Lineage: Eukaryota; Viridiplantae; Streptophyta; Magnoliopsida; Zingiberales; Zingiberaceae. Bases 4 to 1098 code for a protein of 364 amino acids. The transcript is spliced from 5 exons. Gene Ontology annotation, molecular function: hydrolase activity, acting on ester bonds.
CACAUGGACAUGGAGUUCAUGAGAGCCGAUCAGUUAGUUCUGGCUGCAGGCCUCCUCCUGCUGCAGCUGCCGUUUGCAUGCGCAUUGGUGCGCUCUCCGAACCGGACAACGGCAGCAGCGCCGUUGGUGCCGGCGAUCAUCGCGUUCGGGGACUCCAUCGUCGACCCAGGCAACAACGACGUGCUGACCACCAUCAUCAAGUGCAACUUCCCGCCCUACGGCCAGAACUUUGCGGGCGGCGCCACGGGGAGGUUCUCCAACGGCUUCAUUCCCACUGAUCUAAUAGCUCAAACGUUAGGUGUGAAGCAAUUACUUCCCCCGUACCUCGGCGUGGAUCUCUCACCCGAGGACAUCUUAACCGGUGUCAGCUUUGCCUCCGGCGCAACGGGCUAUGACCCUCUCACCCCCAAAAUCUUGAAUGUAAUACCCAUGAAGGAUCAGCUCGAUCUCUUCAGUGAGUACAGAGCAAGGCUGUACUCCAUUGCUGGUCCAGAUCGAGGCGCGGAAAUCAUCUCGAAAGCCCUCUUCAUCAUUUGCGCGGGAACUGACGAUCUCGCUAACACUUAUUUCACCACCCCCUUCCGGAGGAACUAUGACGUUCCUUCCUACAUCAACUUGUUGAUCUCUUCUGCUUCAGAAUUCAUCAGGCAAGUAGUAGGAAUCGGCGCGAGGAAGAUCGGAUUUGUGGGUCUUCCGCCUAUCGGCUGCGUGCCGUCGCAAAGAACUCUCGGCGGAGGUAAAGAAAGACGAUGCGAAGCGACUCGGAACCAAGCGGCCCAAUUGUUCAACUCCAGGAUUGAGACUGUGAUCAAAGGUCUUUCAGCAGAGUUUACUCAAGUGAAGAUUGUCUACAUCGACAUAUACGACAUUCUUCUUGAUCUUGUUCAAAGACCUGGCUAUUAUGGAUUUAAGGAGUCCACAAAAGGGUGCUGUGGAAGUGGAGAAAUAGAGGUCACUCUCCUCUGCAACAGCAAGACAGUAACCACUUGCAGCGACGUGAAUGAGUAUGUGUUCUGGGACAGCUACCACCCCACAGAAAAGGCUUACAAGAUCGUAGUGAACAACAUCUUUACCAAUUACCUAAGAUACUUGCUCUGAAAACAAUUGGGGAAGAAAUGAUUCUGAAUAUUUGUACUGCAAUUGCCAAUUAUAGCCUUAUUACUGGUUUCCCUCUGAUGUAUUGUGUAUGAUUUACAGGUCAGUUCAUGAUGAAGUCAAGAGAAUGUAGUAGUUUAUGAUUC